AGAGAGAGAGAGAGAGAGUGACAGAUCGGAGAUCGGAGAGCAGAGAGCAGAGAGCAGAGACAGGUUCUUCCAACUCAUUCACACACAGAGAUGAGGGAGAUCAUAAGCAUACACAUAGGUCAAGCUGGGAUUCAAGUGGGAAAUUCAUGUUGGGAGCUUUACUGCCUUGAACAUGGCAUUCAGCCCGAUGGCAUGAUGCCUAGUGACACCACGCCAGGUGUUGCAGAUGAUGCAUUCAAUACGUUCUUUAGCGAAACUGGUGCCGGAAAGCAUGUGCCAAGAGCGAUAUUUGUUGAUCUUGAACCAACUGUCAUUGAUGAAGUCAGGACAGGGACUUAUCGUCAACUCUUCCACCCUGAGCAGCUUAUUUCUGGAAAGGAAGAUGCUGCUAAUAACUUUGCCAGGGGCCAUUACACAGUGGGGAAGGAGAUUGUUGAUCUAUGCCUUGAUCGAGUAAGGAAGUUAGCAGAUAACUGCACUGGCUUGCAAGGGUUUUUGGCGUUCAAUGCUGUUGGUGGAGGUACCGGUUCUGGCCUUGGGUCCUUGUUGUUGGAACGCUUGUCUGUUGACUAUGGAAAGAAGUCAAAGCUCGGGUUCACCAUCUAUCCUUCUCCUCAGGUCUCAACAGCAGUUGUGGAACCAUACAACAGUGUUCUUUCUACUCAUGCUCUACUUGAACAUACGGAUGUGGCAGUGCUCUUGGAUAAUGAAGCAAUUUAUGAUAUCUGCCGGAGAUCAUUAGACAUCGAGAGGCCUACAUAUACCAACUUGAACCGACUGAUUUCUCAGAUCAUAUCAUCUUUGACGACUUCCCUCCGUUUCGAUGGAGCCAUUAAUGUUGAUAUUACAGAGUUCCAAACAAACCUUGUGCCAUACCCUCGUAUCCAUUUCAUGCUUUCUUCGUAUGCACCUGUAAUAUCAGUCGAGAAAGCAUACCAUGAGCAGCUCUCGGUACCUGAAAUCACAAAUGCAGUGUUCGAGCCUGCAAGCAUGAUGGCUAAAUGUGAUCCUAGGCAUGGAAAGUAUAUGGCCUGUUGCUUGAUGUAUCGUGGAGAUGUUGUCCCUAAAGAUGUCAAUGCUGCUGUUGCCACAAUCAAGACUAAGCGCACCGUGCAAUUUGUUGAUUGGUGCCCGACUGGUUUCAAAUGUGGGAUCAAUUAUCAGCCACCAACAGUGGUACCAGGGGGAGAUCUUGCGAAGGUGCAACGAGCGGUUUGCAUGAUCAGCAACAAUACAGCAGUUGCUGAGGUGUUUUCAAGGAUCGACCAUAAGUUUGAUCUGAUGUAUGCAAAGAGGGCAUUCGUUCAUUGGUACGUGGGUGAAGGCAUGGAGGAAGGUGAGUUCUCGGAAGCCCGUGAAGACCUUGCGGCUCUCGAGAAAGAUUACGAAGAAGUUGGUGCCGAAGGAGUGGAGGAUGAAGGCGAAGACGAGGAGUACUGAUAUUAAUGGCGAGAGGGGUUGUUUUGUUGAAUAAUAUCGGUUCGUUGGCUUUGUUAUGUUUCUCGUAAACCAGGUGUGCUUAUAUUCUUGUAUGUUGGGAAAUAUAUUCAGGUGAUGUGCAAAGAAGAAAGUAAUUUCUGUUCGGUGUGUUGAUUUCGUCAAAUUUAAUUAAAAGUUUGCCCAUUUUGGUUAUGUUGUAUC
Cynara cardunculus var. scolymus (artichoke) is the source of this 1641-nucleotide messenger RNA. Its product is annotated as tubulin alpha-3 chain-like. Bases 91 to 1440 code for a protein of 449 amino acids. Lineage: Eukaryota; Viridiplantae; Streptophyta; Magnoliopsida; Asterales; Asteraceae. The record is from RefSeq and is a predicted model, not a curated record. The transcript has 5 exons. Gene Ontology annotation, biological process: microtubule cytoskeleton organization; mitotic cell cycle. Gene Ontology annotation, molecular function: structural constituent of cytoskeleton; GTP binding. Gene Ontology annotation, cellular component: microtubule; cytoplasm.